This is a messenger RNA of Ahaetulla prasina, 2468 nucleotides long. RefSeq names its product retinoid X receptor beta (gene RXRB). Gene Ontology annotation, molecular function: retinoic acid-responsive element binding; nuclear receptor activity; zinc ion binding. Lineage: Eukaryota; Metazoa; Chordata; Lepidosauria; Squamata; Colubridae. The record is from RefSeq and is a predicted model, not a curated record. The coding region runs from base 16 to 1710 and encodes 564 amino acids. Gene Ontology annotation, biological process: response to retinoic acid; retinoic acid receptor signaling pathway; cell differentiation. The transcript has 10 exons. Gene Ontology annotation, cellular component: RNA polymerase II transcription regulator complex; nucleus.
UCGCCCUUAACAAAGAUGGCGGCCGCCGCCCGGACUACGCGGGCGAGGAAAGUUUUCCUCGUGAGCCUUCCCGGUUCCGGCAUCUGGGCUCUUCGCGGCACCGGAAGGCCCUUCGCGCACGGGAACUCUCUUUCCUCCCGCGGUCAGAGAGGCCCCCGCGAGGAAAGAGGCCCCGUCUGGGUGCCGCUCAGGCCUGCCGCGGAGCACGCCGGGAGUCUCCGCCAGGGCCAAUCGGCGGUCGCUGUCGCGGGGCAUGCCGGGAGUCUGGCCAAGGCCGGAGAGCCGCGGCGAGGGGCCCGCGGUGCAUGGAGUCCCGACAGCUCUUCGCUCAGCAGCUCUCCCCCCUUGCGGGGCCUGGGACCCUCCCCGCCGCCUGAGCCUCCCCCCCCUCUGCACCCCUCCAUGAUCGGCUCGGCCAUGACCAGCUCCAUCGGCGGGCUGGGCUCCCCCUUCCCGGUCAUCAGCUCCUCCAUGGGCUCCCCGGGGCUCCCGGCCACCCCCUCCAUCGGCUACGGGCCCGUCAGCAGCCCCCAAAUCAACUCCACGGUCAACCUCUCCGGCCUCCACUCGGUCAGCAGCUCAGAAGACGUGAAGCCUCCGGUGGGCAUGAGGGUCCUGCCAGGGCACCCCCACAGCGGCCUGAUGCCCGGGAAACGGCUCUGCGCCAUCUGUGGGGACCGGUCUUCAGGGAAGCACUAUGGGGUCUACAGCUGUGAGGGCUGCAAGGGCUUCUUCAAGCGCACCAUCCGGAAGGACCUCACCUACACCUGUCGCGACAACAAGGACUGCAUCGUCGACAAGCGCCAGCGCAACCGGUGCCAGUACUGCCGCUACCAGAAGUGCCUGGCCACCGGCAUGAAGCGUGAAGCCGUGCAGGAGGAGCGCCAGCGGGGCAAGGAGAAGGACGGGGAGGGGGAGCUGGCCGGCACCGGCGCCAACGAGGACAUGCCGGUGGAGAAGAUCCUGGAGGCCGAGCUGGCCGUGGAGCAGAAGUCGGACCAAGGCGUUGACGGAGCCGGCACGGGGGGCAGCUCGGUGAGUUGGGGAAGGGGAGCAGCGGGAUCAGAGCGGUCCCUCCACCACCCCACCGACACAGAUGAGCCCAACGACCCGGUGACCAACAUCUGCCAGGCUGCGGACAAGCAGCUCUUCACCCUGGUGGAGUGGGCCAAGCGCAUCCCCCACUUCUCAGAGCUGCCCCUCGACGACCAGGUCAUCCUGCUCAGGGCCGGCUGGAACGAGCUGCUGAUCGCCUCUUUCUCCCACCGGUCCAUUUCGGUGAAGGACGGGAUUCUGCUGGCCACCGGGCUGCAUGUCCACCGCAACAGCGCCCACAGUGCCGGCGUUGGGGCCAUCUUCGACAGGGUGCUGACUGAACUGGUGUCCAAGAUGCGCGACAUGCGGAUGGACAAGACGGAGCUGGGCUGCCUGCGUGCCAUCAUCCUCUUCAACCCAGACGCCAAGGGUCUCUCCAACCCCGGGGAGGUGGAGUUGCUGCGCGAGAAAGUCUACGCCUCGCUGGAGUCCUACUGCAAGCAGAAGUACCCGGAUCAGCAGGGGAGGUUUGCCAAGCUCCUGCUGCGUCUGCCAGCCCUGCGGUCCAUCGGCCUGAAGUGCCUGGAGCACCUCUUCUUCUUCAAGCUGAUCGGGGACACCCCCAUUGACACUUUCCUGAUGGAGAUGCUGGAAGCCCCCCACCAGAUGUCCUGACCCCCCCCCGCCCCCCCACCCCAAGGACCGAAGGAUUGCUGCCAAGAAGGCCGGGAGCUCACACAGACACACACACACCCCGGUGCUCUGCUGCAUUGAGGCAGGGGGCUGUACUUCCCAGCCAUGGGGGGGGGCUAGCCCCCUCCCCACCUUUACAUAAAUCACGGGGUUCCCCUCAGCCGGCCUCUGAGUGCUGGGGGGGGUCCUGGCCCGGGAAAGGGGCUCCCUGUAACACUGCUCCUCCCAGUCAGUUUGCGUGAGAAGCCCCCUGGGGAGGGGAUGUGCCAGGGAUCUUGGGGGGAGGGCAGGAAGGCUCCUCCCCCACUCCAUUGCAGCUUGGGAAGUGGCCCCCUCCUGCUGCCCCCCCUUCCCCCAAGCCGGCUUUUUGGCAGCCCCCAUCAUGGUUCUGAAGUGGUUCCCAUUUCUUGGGGGGGGGGGCUCCUUUGAGCCCCACUCCCUCUCCUCUUCUGGCUUAGCACUUUGACUGUAUUGGCCCUCAUCUAUGCAAGGGGCAGGGCCUGUGGGGGGGGGGGAUAGAGCACACCCUCAUGCCAGACAGCCUGCUCGCCCCCUCCUGGCACAGAGGAGCCCAUUGCCCCACGUCCUUGGGGUGCCCGGGGGCUGAGCUCCCCCUCUCACCCCCCAAGAGGGUAGGGAGCUGCCCUGAUUGGCCGAAUUGGAAGCCCCUCCCUCCCUCCCUCUGCUGAUGCCCUUCCCUUGUGCCCUGAGCACUGGCUUUGUAAGGCCUGAGUGGGUGG